AUGCAGAGCGCGCGCAGGCGGCUGUACGCGCGAUUAAAGCGGAACUGGAACCUGACCCGUCACCUUGGAAUUUCUGCUGCUGGAUUUGAGCGACCUAGCAGCGUCCCGGCCUUCGCCGAUACUUUCCGAGCCAAGUUCGACCGACUGGACUUCGCCCAUCCAACCCACACACCCGAUGGACUCGAGAUGCAGUUCGCCGUGAACCACUUGGGUCAUUUUUAUCUGACCCAUUUACUCUUCGAUCUCCUUAAAAGUGGAAACGAAGUAUCACGAAUCGUGAAUGUGAGCAGCUUGUCGCACCGUUGGGUGAAGAUGAAUUUGAGGACAUUAGCCAGGUCCAAAACCAACAAAAAGCUUUACGCUAAAGAAUAUGGCACAUCCAAGCUGGCCAACAUGCUCUUCACGUUCGAGCUCUAG
Phytophthora infestans T30-4 is the source of this 417-nucleotide messenger RNA. RefSeq lists its product as uncharacterized. Lineage: Eukaryota; Oomycota; Peronosporomycetes; Peronosporales; Peronosporaceae. The record is from RefSeq and is a predicted model, not a curated record. The transcript has 2 exons. The coding region runs from base 1 to 417 and encodes 138 amino acids.